GAUAACACAGCCAAACAUUUUGCUGCAAUGAGACACUCGUAUCUUAGCAACCCGCGCAUAUUGCUCAGUUUUGCUCACGAAUUAAGAUAUAUCUUAAUUCGUGGUUUUGCUGUUUGACGUUCGUAGUGGCGUCAUUCGCUCAAGCAACGGGCCGCCGGUCCGCUUGAAACAAUUCCAGUCGCUCGUACGUGCCGCCGUUCCGUCUCUCGCACACCCGUUUCCGGUCAGCUCUAACCGGUGGCCGCGUCUCCUCCGGUCGCAAUGCACUUCGCACUAGCCACAACGCAAGGCGGUCGCCCUACGACGGUCACCACGGCCGCGAUGUCUAAUGACAGCCCGCGGACGUCGGCCGUCCCCGCACCCACCUCCUACUUGCCGCACGCUGUGCCGUCCACGUCCCAAGGCGUCGGUGCCACCAGCGCAGACGCAUCGACAGGCCCUAAUUCCGACGACCUCACCGCCGGUGGAUCUCAGAUCACGAUGGAAGACUACAAUGACACGUCUUCGGAAGACGAAUACCAAAAGUCUGGGUCCACGUUCACCAUGGCUUUGGGCCACUACUUUUUCGAGAGGAACUUGAUCGAAACUCCAAAUAAUUACCAAGCCAGCAAACCUGUCAUAGACUAUGUGAAUUUGAAGUUUGUUGAAAACAAUUUUAGAACAUUGGGACUUGAUGAAAUGUUUGAUAAGAAUAAUAUAAGGAGAGCUGAAACGGAAUUUGAAUCGUUUGAAGUAUGGUUCUCUCACUUGAAGAAGUAUGCUGCUGACAGAGAAUAUAUCAGAGAUCUCCGUCUACCAUUGUUUUGUCAUCUUUAUUUGAAUCUAUAUGCACCACAUAAUCAUGCACGUCUACAGGCCUUUUUGAAAACAUUUAAAUAUUUAUUUGCAAGCCCUAAAGGAAAUAUUUAUCUGGAGGAGCUGCGAAAUGUUACUGAUAUAUUAAAUUUAUCACCUCGUCUUGAAUAUUUCAGACGAAACAAAUUUGUGUAUGGUGUCUCUCCUAUGUUUGUAAACCGUCUUUAUGAUUUUUUUCAAAUUAAUUUCAUGCUCCAAGUGGUGUUUCAAGAAUGGAUUGACAUUAACUAUAUUACUUAUGAAGAUCCAAGAAUAGUAUUUGAUGAAAAAUGUACCAAUAAUCAAGAACAAGUUAAUAAUUUGGAUGAAGCAAAUGCUCCAAAAACACUGAAUUUAUCUCAAAAUAAGAACAUCAAUCGCAAAGUCAAUAAUUCUAAAAAUGAUUAUUACAAUAAUCAACGUUCUUCUAUGAGUAAAGAUUUUGUUGGCUCCAGCUCUGGCUCUAGUUUUCAAGUAUCCAAUUCCAGAAAAUUGGCUAACAAUUGUGUUGAAGAUCAACAAAAACAGGAUACAAAUUCGGAACUAGACAAAAAUUUUUCGAUUAUUUGUGAACAGUCAACUGAAUAUUCUGAACAGUUAACUGAAUAUUUUAAACAGUUUUCAACUGAGGAUCGUUGCCUAGAACCAAGAUCUAGACGAUCAAAGAAGUCAACUGAUAAUUCUGAACAGUCUUCAACAGAGGAUCGUUGCCUAGAACCAAGAUCUAGACGAUCAAAGAAGUCAACUGAUAAUUCUGAACAGUCUUCAACAGAGGAUCGUUGUUUAGAACCAAGAUCUAGACGAUCAAAGAAGUCAACUGAAUAUUCUGAACAGUCUUCAACAGAGGAUCGUUGCCUAGAACCAAGAUCUAGACGAUCAAAGAAGUCAACUGAUAAUUCUGAACAGUCUUCAACAGAGGAUCGUUGCCUAGAACCAAGAUCUAGACGAUCAAAGAAGUCAACUGAUAAUUCUGAACAGUCUUCAACAGAGGAUCGUUGUUUAGAACCAAGAUCUAGACGAUCAAAGAAGUCAACUGAAUAUUCUGAACAGUCAACUGAUAAUUCUGAACAGUCUUCAACAGAGGAUCAUUAUCUAGAACCGAGAUCUAGACGAUCAAAGAAGAUAUCAAAUGAAGGGAGAAAGUCUCGUAAGCACCGAAAAAAACAUAAAUUAAGACGCAAAAAAAAAUCUACCUCUGACAACAAUUCGCAUAAAAGCUCUAAUGAAACAUCAAAUAAUGACGAACAAUUGCAGAAGAAAAUUAAAUCAAGUGACAGAAGAAAAACUACCGGUGAUCAAAAUAGUCGUUCAUGUGAAAAAUCAUUUGAAAUAUCUGAUGACGAUUACAAAGAAAAAAAGUGCAAGCGGCAAAAUAAAAGUAAUGGAAGUAAAUCCACCAACGACGAUAAUAAUAUGCAAAUGAGUGAAAGUUUAUCUGAAGUAUCUGACAGUGAACAAAAAAAGUAUAAAAGUCAAAAGAAUAGUGGCAGAUGCAAAUCUACAAAUUAUGAUAAUAACACACAAAUGAAGGAAAACUUAUCUGAAGUAUCUGAUGGAGAGAAAAAAAAAUAUAGACGACAAAAGAUAAGAGGCAAAAACAAAUCUAUUAGUGAUGAUAAUAUGCAUAUAUCAAAUGACGAUGAAAAAAAACAAAAACGGCAAAAUAAAAGAAGCAAAACCAAAUCUACCAGUGAUGAUAAUAAUCGUAUGUCUGAAAUAUCAAGUGAUGAACAAAAAUUUCAAAAACCUCAAAAUAAAAAAAAAUUAAGAGGCAAGAAAAAAUCUGACCAUAAUAUAGAUGAUAGUAGUUUAUGUGGAAGCUCGCCUGAAGAUAUUACAACAAUUUUAAUGAUAAUAAUUUUUUUGAUGAUGUCAAAGAAUCAAGAAAGCUCUAAUAAAGAUAAAGAAAUUCAUAAAUCAAAUGCCAGAAGAAAAUAUGAGCUCAUCAACAGUAAUACUAGUCUAAGUGAAAGUUGUUCAGCAGGAGAUUCUUUGGAGGAUUCCAGUUCUUUGUACUCAUCUUCUUGUGAUGAAGAACUUUUGAUGCGUAAAUAUAUGAGAAAAAUCAAAAAAUCAACUCAAUAUUUACGCUAUGAAACUUCACAUUAUUUGAAACCCAUAAAAGUUACUAAAAUUAAUUUGAAAACCCUUGAUGAAGAUUUGUAUCUACACUUAAGUCGAAAAAUAAUCUUGAAAAACUGUGGCAAAGUAUCGUGUUCUUUUUUGACUUCUGAUCAAAAUUUGGUUGUUGCUGGUUCAGUAGAUGCUUUGAUUUAUUUAUGGGAGAGAGAUAAUGAACAAUCCGUAUCAGAAGAAUCUCAUGAUGUUCUACAUACCAUUGGAAAUAUAAAUUCCAGCACUUUUUCAUCAUCAGUACAAGAAAACAAUUUAGUUGAAUAUUUGGACAAAAGUAAAGCAUUUAUAUUACGUGGACAUGGUGGACCUAUAUUUGAUUUAGCUGAAUUGCCAUCAGCUAAAAUCCUGCUCAGUGCAUCUGAUGACAAAACCUAUAGAGCUUGGGACUUGAGAACUAAACAGUGUAUAGAAAUAUACAAUGGACAUGAACAUAGGACAUGGUGUAUUGCUGCCAGCCCAUAUAGCUUGCAAGUGGCCACAGGAUCAUGUGAGGGCGCUAGCUGUUUAUGGUUUUUGAACUAUAAACGUCCGUUAAGAAUGUUUAUAGGUCAUCUCGAUGAUAUUUUGGUUCUAAAAUUCCAUCCAAAUCAAGUGUUCUUAGCUACUGGUUCAUCGGAUAAAACUGUUAGAGUGUUUGAGCUAACAACUGGUGACUGUCAUAGAGUUUUAAUGGGACACACCGAUUAUAUCACCUGUUUGGAAUUUAAUACUGAAAAUUUUAAUUAUCUAGCAUCCGCUGCUGGUAAUGGAGAAAUAAUAGUAUGGGAUGUGCCAUCUGGUGAAAUAGUAUGGAGGAUUGGAGUUGGUAAAGUGUUAUUUUCGGAUCUGGUGUGGAUAACAAAAGAUGUAUUAUUAGCUUCAUUGACUACUGGUGUUGUCUUAAAAUGUGACACAACGCUGAAUUAUAUAGAUUCCUCCUGUAAAGUAAAUGGAUUUGAAACUCCAUUUUAUCGUCUGAUUUCCUUACAAAUGAUCAACAAUACAGUGUAUACAAUAGGCAUUCCUGAUAAAUCAGGUGGUCUUAAACCAAUAUCUAAGAGAACCAAAGAGAAAGCUCUACAAACAAAAAGUGAACGACAAAAAUCUCAAAAGGAACCUUCACCAUUAUCUAAAUUAUUUUUCCCACAACAUAUUAUUGAUAACAAUGGCAAUUCAAUGACACCUUUACGUGGAUUGAGUUCGUUAAUACCAAAUCCUACUUAUGAUUUUGAAUAUCAAAUAAAUACCAACGAUCAGCUUAAUAAAUCAACAUUGCCAAAUUUUUUGAGCAUGAAUUUAAAAUCUGCACCAUUUAAUUUAUCUGCUGAUGAAAUAUCUAAAUUAAGUUCCGAAUAUCAAUCAAAAAAUAUACGGUUAAUUCCAGCAUCGGAUAUAACUAAUAAUCUUCGAAAUGCUUACCUAUUGCCUGUUCAAAAAAAUAUUCGGACAAGCAAUGCAAACUCUGUAAAUGCCCAUUCAACAAAUGUUCAGUUACCAAGUACAAGUAAAUCACAAAAAUUAAAUAAAACACAUGCACCACCAAAAUCAAAAAUAACAAAAGCAAAACAGCAUAACUUUGGUAACAGUAGUUUAACAAUGCAUACAAGUAUUCAACACAUGCAAAUAAAAACCACUACAGCCCAAGAGCAGCUACAUUUAGAUGAUCAUAAAGACACUAAUAUGUUAGUCCAACAAUAUCUACAAACAAUGGGCACAAGUACUCACAAGCAGCAAACUUCAAACCUAUUGCAAGUUAAACGACCAGGGAUGAGCUCUCCAUUGCUUCAGAAUAGCAUUGUACAGCAAGAUCAGAAAAUGCAGUUACAACACGGCACUGGAAGUAAUAGUAGUGUAGCUGGGACAAAUGUUCAACAGCAACAGUUAUUGCAACAAUCACGGUCUAAUACAAAUUUAACAAAAGGGAAUGUUCAACAGCGCUUAUCCCCACAAACAAAUAAUCGAUCUUCCAAUGUUACUAAACGUUCAUCUUCUAGACAAAGUCCUAAUAAAUCAUCUUCUUUGGAUGACACAGGCACAGGUAAACAUACUCGCAUGCAGUGAUGGUAAUCUUAAAACAUUCAAGCCAUUUAAUGCUUCUGAGCUAAAAUAUAAUAAUUCAAGAUUCAUUAAUAUUUACUACUUAUCAAGACAACAAAAUGUUUUUCAAAAUGUAAUUCUUAGUAUUUUUAA
This is a messenger RNA of Acyrthosiphon pisum (pea aphid), 5139 nucleotides long. RefSeq lists its product as uncharacterized. The record is from RefSeq and is a predicted model, not a curated record. Lineage: Eukaryota; Metazoa; Arthropoda; Insecta; Hemiptera; Aphididae. The transcript has 31 exons. Gene Ontology annotation, biological process: transcription initiation at RNA polymerase II promoter. The coding region runs from base 262 to 5010 and encodes 1582 amino acids. Gene Ontology annotation, cellular component: transcription factor TFIID complex. Gene Ontology annotation, molecular function: RNA polymerase II general transcription initiation factor activity; protein binding.